Molecule: messenger RNA, 1528 nt
Organism: Acanthopagrus latus (yellowfin seabream)
Lineage: Eukaryota; Metazoa; Chordata; Actinopteri; Spariformes; Sparidae
Gene: akirin2
Product: akirin 2
Exons: 5
Coding region: 367-906 (179 amino acids)
Biological process (GO): positive regulation of transcription by RNA polymerase II; positive regulation of innate immune response
Cellular component (GO): nucleus; chromatin
Molecular function (GO): transcription coregulator activity
Source: RefSeq, a predicted model, not a curated record
GCUCGCAACCGACCCAGUAGAUCGUAACAUAAAGUAAGCUAGUCUGAGCCGUUGUUGGAAAUACUCACGACUGCUGCUGGAAAAUCUAUAAUCAUCUGAUUAUAUACAACAUUUGCCCUCACUUCUUUCAUCCAGACUUAUUGGAGAUAUACUCGGUCACCUGAACUCUAAGAGAUUUAUCAGCAGAAGGCGACGAGAAAGAAAAGAAGUGCGUAUUUGUCUGAAGACCGGAACCGCUGCUGCCGUUUGACCUAGCUAACGUGAGUUAGCAUUGGUAGCACAGACCGGGGCCCAGGUCCGCAAUUUACCAAGACAACAGGGGAUUUUAGGUUUUCUAGUUUAGAUUUUUAGACACAGUUCAGUGUGAUGGCUUGUGGGGCUACUCUGAAAAGGAGCCUGGACUUCGAUCCGCUAAUGAACCCGGCUUCUCCUAAAAGAAGGAGGUGCGCCCCGAUCAUGUCUCCAGUCUCUUCACCACAGAAAUAUUUGCGUAUGGAGCCUUCACCUUUCGGGGAAGUGUCGUCCAGACUCACAGCAGAGCAAAUUCUACACAACAUCAAACAGGAGUACAAGCGGCUGCAGAAGCGACGACACCUGGACAGUGCUUUCCAGCAGGCAGACGGCUCCUGUCCUGUUGACCUGCAGAACAUUCACAGUGGAUCAGCUCUUCCAGGUACGUCCUCAGGUGCCUCAUCUCCCACCAGGAAAGAGCAGCCUUUAUUCUCCCUCAGGCAGGUCGGGAUGAUUUGUGAAAGACUACUGAAAGAGCGAGAGGACAAGAUUCGCGAGGAGUAUGAUGAGAUACUGACCACAAAGCUGGCAGAGCAAUAUGACGCCUUUGUCAAGUUCACACACGAUCAACUGAUGCGAAGGUUCGGCGAGCAGCCUGCGAGCUAUGUUUCCUGAGUGUCAGCGUCCAAUAUCCAGGAAUACCGGAAUACCAUUUUGCUGCAAACUAUUCCAGGGACUCAGUGGGUCUAGUUGGACUUUUCUCCUAGCUGUGCCAUAUCGCCUCUAUGUGGACUCACUGCCUCAGGCAUCAGUUAGUGGCAUCCACGUUUGCUGUGUCUGCCAGAGUUAGGAGGGCUUCCUGCUGCCAACCUGUUGAAGGACUCUCCGUGACUGUACCAGUGGCCUCUUAACUGCCGUGUCAAUAUUUAUUUGGCUUUGUUCUGAUGCCUUCGUGAAAAGGCUGACCGCCACCAUACACUCUGCCUUUUGAUUUUAUUUUGUCAAAUUUUGUUUUUUCAUGGAGAGGAUGUUAGUCAUGCAGCUUCUCUUUGUGUACAUUUUGAAAAAGGGAUGACGAGAGGACAAACCAAGGCCACGUCCAAAGACGGGCAUCUUGGCUUUUCUCAGCAUUAUUUUAAAGUGUCGUGGCAAUUAUUGCUAUAACAUUUGUAUACACUGUAUUUUUUUAUUUUUCUGCUUGACUUUUUUCAUUGUAUCAAAAUUUCAUGGUUUUAUUUGCUGUACGUAUAAAGGGGCUUUGAUUCAAGAAAAUUAAUAAAGUGUUUACACAAAUGUU